Lates calcarifer (barramundi perch) is the source of this 1822-nucleotide messenger RNA. It is a transcript of the gene trim105, whose product is annotated as tripartite motif containing 105. Gene Ontology annotation, molecular function: metal ion binding; protein binding. Bases 225 to 1544 code for a protein of 439 amino acids. The transcript is spliced from 7 exons. Lineage: Eukaryota; Metazoa; Chordata; Actinopteri; Centropomidae. The record is from RefSeq and is a predicted model, not a curated record.
GUGCAUUACUGCACAUCUUGUUAUUUGCUGUGUGACAGAUGGACCAAUCAUAAGUGGGUUUGUAGUUGGUGCAUGCGCAGUACACGUGGACGUUUUGUUCCCUAACGAGCAGCCGAGAGGACCAAAGAGCACUGGUCAGGACACCUUUCUCCGAACAACGGACAGCGCUUUUGCUUUCACUUCCUCAGUGUGGACAAACUCCGCAGAGGAAAAGACCUGUCACCAUGGCUACUGCUGCUGCUGCUCCUGCCCAUGUUGCCCCAUCUACUAAGAGCAGCCUGAGAGAGGAUCUGACAUGUGCCAUAUGCUGUGACUUGUUCCGGGAGCCUGUCAUGUUGGCCUGUAUGCACCAUUUCUGCAAAUCAUGCAUCUCCAGGUACUGGAGGGGAACGCAGGGGCCCGUGACCUGCCCACAGUGCAGAAAGGAGUUCACCUGCAGGCAGUUUCAAACCAACUACUUAGUGGCGGCCAUGGUGGAGAAGGUCAGGGCCACCACCUCAGAUACUUACAUCCAGAACCUAGAGAAACAACUUAGAGAGACUUUGGAGAGCCAUCGCCUGAGGAGGGAAGACUACAUUAACAGUAUUCGCAGAGACAAAGACAAGAUGGAUACCAUAAAGAGACUUGGAGCAGAUCUGCAGGCUCGUGUCAAAGGUGAAUUCAGAGCUCUCCAUCAGAUCCUGCACGAUGAGGAGAUGUGUAUGCUGGAGCAGCUGAGGAGGGAGCAGGAGGAGGAGCUGGAGAAAGUCCAGCGCCACCUAGAGGCUGUCAAGCUGGCCGUGAGGGAGCUGGAGGAGAAUAUCAAAGCGCUCCAGCAGGCCAGUGCUGCCACUGACAAUAUCAUACUAUCUGAGCUGCCACAACUAAGGCCAUGUGUGCAGGUGGACAAUGCCCCACAGUUUGAUUCAAAUGGUUUCAGCAACAAAUACAUGGCCCCAUUACAGUACAUCACAUGGAGGAAGAUGUUCAGCUGUUUGAAGCCAGGUCCUUGCCCAUUAACGUUUGAUGUCGACACAGCGCACCCAAGCAUCAGAGUCUCCAGGGAUAAAACUGUGGCAGUCGAAUGUGACUGCAUGAUGUCAUAUACGGAGCACAACAAGCGUUUUCUCCAGUGCGUUAACAUCCUGGCUGCCCAGGGCUUCCAGUCAGGCCGACACUACUGGGAGGUAGAAGUGGGCUCCAAACCCAAGUGGGACCUGGGUGUGGCAUCUGAGGGUGUAGACAGGCACUCGCGGAUCAAGCUGAGUCCUGAGAGCGGCUACUGGACUCUGCGGCUCCGUAACAGAAACGAGUACUCGGCGGGCACCCAGCCCUGGAUGAGGCUGCAACUCGGCUCUUCUCCUCAGAGGGUCGGCGUUUUCCUAGACUGCGAGGAGAGGAGGGUAUCCUUCUACAAUGCUGAUGAUAUGAGUCUGCUCUACUCGUUCACCAAUGGGCCGAGGGGCAAGGUGUUCCCCUUCUUCAGCCCGUGCAUUAGUGGCAGCAGUCAGGAACCGCAGCCUAUCAAACUCCUCCACUACCCACCUGUCGCUCUGUCUGGUUAAAAUGGCCACAAUCAAUAAAAAGCUUUUCAGUAUGUGAGAGCUGUCCAUUCACUUAUUGACCAAAGACUGUUAUCACUCACCUAUUAAAAGAUGAUAUCACCAUUGUUUGCAUUAUGGUGCCAUACUGAAAGAGCUUAAAAUUUCAGUUAUUUUCCAUACUGUACUGAUGGAUAUCACCAGAUGCUUCUAUUCUCUAUCUGAAAUGAACCUUAAAAGCCUUGAAAUGUUGUUGGAAAAUUGUUAUUCUCACCACAUUAAAAAAAUCCAUUGUGCUGUAA